This is a messenger RNA of Drosophila nasuta, 3101 nucleotides long. It is a transcript of the gene wdp, whose product is annotated as Leucine rich repeat protein windpipe. Lineage: Eukaryota; Metazoa; Arthropoda; Insecta; Diptera; Drosophilidae. The record is from RefSeq and is a predicted model, not a curated record. Gene Ontology annotation, cellular component: plasma membrane. Gene Ontology annotation, molecular function: protein binding. Bases 360 to 2462 code for a protein of 700 amino acids. The transcript has 3 exons.
CGUUUUUAUUCGGCGUUAAGCGUUCUCAUCGAACGGUCGUGUGUGUCUGCGUGCUCUGUGAUCCGCAAACGCCUAUGCGCUAUACUCUCUCUCUGGCCAGUCAUUCUGUCAGACAGUCGAGUUAGUUUCGACGCGAUUCGCAGCUGCGCGACAAUCAAGGCGGCAAAACUGAUUUUAGUUACAUUCGUUGGCUCCGAUCGUGCCGUGUGUCGUCGUGUGUGUUUGUGGAGUGUGGAGCAGAUUCCAAAGUCACCGCUCAGUGUUCUUUAGGUCUGGAACAGACUGCCGACCAUUUAUGUCUUAUAAAAGAUAAGCACAGAGCAAUCAAGUAGAUCAAACUCCAACAUCCCACUGCAGCCAUGAAACACUCUAAUCUGCCAGCUCUGCUGGCUCUGUUGCUCUGCAUUUGUGCAGCAACCGCCUCAACGCCCGCCUCAUACUUCUGUCCCGAGGACUGCAGCUGCACACUGUCCCAGCACACGCACACACCGACACUGCAUGCGAAAUGCAACAGCACCCGGGGAUUGCAGUACUCUGAGGAGCCACUGCCAGCCAACAUCCCCAUACAUUCCAUCGAUCUGUCCUUCUUGGGGCUGAAGCGAGUGGGACACAUACUGGACAUGCUGCCCAAUCUGACCUCAGUGGAUCUUUCGCACAACGAACUCCACGACAUCGGACAUCUGAGCAAACAGAUCAAGAAACUCCAUGUGAAGCAUAAUCGCCUCACCUCGGAGCAGCUGCUGAAGUUGCCACAGCACUUGACGGUGCUCAAUCUGCAGCACAAUGACAUCACAUAUCUGCCCAUGGAAUUGACGCAUCUGCAUCAUCUGGAGCAUCUGGAGCUGGGCCACAAUCCCAUCAACUGUUCGUGCUCCACGCUUGAGGUGCGCAAUUGGCUGCAGGAACGCAACAUGUACAUGGCCAAGCCUGUGGUCUGUCAUCAGCCUCGCGAGGCUUACGGCAAGUCCUGGCUGCAGAUCAAACAGUCGCAGAUUUGCAGGAAAAACUACAGCUGGCCCGAUGUCGACGAGAGCGAUGAGAAUGAGCUGAUGAUGGGCGAUCAGCCUGCCGAUAAUGAGGAGGAAGUGGAUGAACUUGGCAAGGAUUUCUUGGUCAUCGAUGGCAAGAAGUCAACCAGAGCUGUAGAGCCAGCACCGCCAGUGCUGAAUGAUUUCGAGGGUUCUGGCGACUUGACCCAACCCAAUAUGGAGCUCGUGGCUGCCAAACAAGUGUCCUCAGAGUCCGCGACAGAGGAGGAGCCCAAGGUCGAAGCUGUGGUGGAUCAUCUGCAGCAGGAUGAGGAGGACGAUGGUUCUGGCAGCGGUGGUGGACCGUUGCCCAUCGUUCCCAUCGAUUUCACGAACAACGCUGACAAUGUCGAUGACUUUGAGACACCAGAUUCGGUAGAGUCUGAGCAAAAACACAACGAAAACGAUGACGAUAACAGCAAAACCAACGACGAGACUUUCGACAACAAGCCCGUGGAGACGCCAACAACUGAGUCCCCAGUCGUGUUCCCCAGUAACUUCAACAUCUUUGGUGAUGGCAAGGGUGCCCAGCAGCAGCCAGAGCAGUCUGUGGAGGAGAAGUCCGAGGAGGCGAAACCCGUGGAGGAGGAAGUCAUUGUGCCCGUGGUACAGACCAAAUUGGACACGGACCAGUCACUAGAUGUGAUUACCGAUGCUCCAGUAGGGUCGGAGCACUCGGGUGACAUACUGGCCGCCAAGAUUGGCAAGAAGGAUGACAGCAAUGCCAUUUACUUCCUGCUCGGUGUUAUCGCUCUCAUUGUGGUCGGUCUCAUUUUGUUUGUGGCCAUCAGACGUUGCAAGUACAACAAUAAUGCGGCAGCACGUGAUUUGGAAGCACAGCGUGUAACCGAAUUGCUGGAUAUGGACAAGAAGAAUCUGGGCAAACCCUUGGCACGUAACGGACACGAACAGGCACCGCUCAUCGGGGAGAAAUCCAAACUGAACGAUGCACAGAUUGUCAACGGUUCCGGCAAGAAGCCAUACGACAGCAAGGAUGGCGCCGGACAGCAGCCGCUGUUGAAUGGCAAUGGCACGGCCAAUGGCGAGCCCAACAAGGAUGUGCCCACCAUCCAGGAGCCCAGCACCGGCGAGCCAGCACCGCAUGAAUACUAUCCCAUCACACCCAGAUACCCAACGCCACAGUCGCCACGUGCCUCGAAGUACGCACAGCAUCCGCAGGGCGAGGGGGCCGAGCCGAACAACAACAACGAACCGGAUGGGGCAUAUUUGCCAUCGUCGCCCAAAUCGGGUCGCUAUUCGCCGGUCUAUUCGCCAGAGACGGGACGCGUCAAGAUCAAGCUAACCGAAACGCCCAAGCCGAAGACACCGAUGCUGGUGACACGCAGUAAAUCCAAUGCUGGCGACAUUAUCACAACGCCCGUGCCCACACAUCAGGUGCCAGUUGGAGGUGCCAAUGGCGUGGCCAGUCACUGAGUGAGGCGUCAGUCCAUAGCCAAGUGUAAGUGCCAAGCAGCAGCAACCAGCAAGCAAAUCAACAACAUUAACUUUUCAAACUACAAAAUGAGAGAGCAGCCAGCAACCAGCAGCCGAAGCAGCAGGAAAAGCAGCCCCCAACUUGAUCGAGGGUGAUCGAUGAAGUACCGAGAGCAAAACUAUUCGAUUUAAGCUCCCACACACACACACACUCCCCUCUUAAAUAUACUAUGUGUAACCAAUUGUAGUCUAGCGAUUAAGUAAAUUAAUUAUUAUCUAAGCAUAAAUCUAGUUUAAUACCAAAGUUAUAAAUAUCUUAAAUGUAAAGUUUUCCACCAAACGCGCGAAUUACAAAAAAGGGAUCAACACUUUGCGAAACUAUUCCUCUUCUACGUUCUGAUGCAUACUAACCAUCUGAACAAUGAUCUUUAACUGCAUCUGAUGUACAUGUGAUGUACACAUCUUUACUUACAUACAUAUGUGAAUUUUAUAUGAAUCCGUAAUGUAUAAUACUUAAGCGCUUUUCUCUUGUGAAAUUAUAUUGUGUUACUCUUUGUGUGAAUGACUCUUCAAUUCAAUAUAAGCCUAUCAAUAAAAACCAAAAAACGACAACAAUAAAAACAAAUAGUUUCGAUAAAA